CGCUACAGUUUGAUUCGUAUACCGCGUGGACUCCAUUACGCAUAACAACAGUGUUCUUAGUUUAAGUUACCUUCUGAACCGCUUUUUAACUCAUAUCCUCACGCUUUCCUGCGUCCCUAUUUCUAUAAAUAUACCCCCCCCCAUCUUUUCUUCCUUCAACAUUUUUCUUGUUUCUUUGUCUUCAUUUUUGCCAAUCUCCCUGCUUUCAUACAAUUACUUGUCUGUAUUGUCUGAAAAAAAAAAAAAAAAACCCCAAGGGAAUGAGGACCAUCUUCUCGAAAUCUCCAUCUCCUCCUACCCGUCACCAUACUUUCACCGAGUCAUUAAUUGAAGAAAAUAUUGAAGCUGCUGAACUUAGCAUCACUAAAUGGGAUUCCUUAUAUGGCGACGACCAUGUCUCCUACUGUAACAUUGCUUCUCUUUUCUCCGAAAACAAUCGUGAUGAAGCCAAACAGUAUCUGAGUUCCAUUAAGGGUUUGCAGAAAGCUAUGCGAUACUUGGUUUCGCUUGAAUCCACUUCCGAUAAACUUGUGCGAGCUCAAACGCUGAUGCAAACCGCCAUGAAACGCCUCGAGAGGGAGUUUUACCAGAUUUUGAAGUCCAACCGGAAUUACCUUGACCCAGAGUCUGUUUCCAAUCACUCAUCUUCUAGACUAUCGGUUUCCAGGUCGAGCUUUUCAGAUUCAGAAGAAGGUGGGUCUGAGAACGAUUCCAUCCCGGAAGUGGAGAGAGGCUCGUCGGCUGUUAUUGCGGAUUUAAGAGCCAUUGCGGAAGCCAUGAUAUCAGCUGGGUACGCUAAGGAGUGUUUCAAAAUUUACAGAACUAUUCGGAAAUCGAUCGUCGAUGAAGCUCUAUAUAAUCUCGGAGUUGAAAGGAACUUGGGUUUCCAGCAGAUUCAGAAGAUGGAGUGGGAAAUUUUGGAGGUUAAAAUUAAGCAUUGGUUGAACGCUGUUAAAGGGGCGGUUAAAACGGUGUUUUAUGGAGAGAGAUUACUCUGUGAUCAAGUGUUUGCAAUUUCGUCUUCCAUCAGGGAAUCUUGUUUCACUGAUGUUUCAAAGGAAGGAGCUUUGGCUCUGUUUGGAUUCCCAGAAAAUGUAGCCAAGUGCAAGAAAACUCCCGAGAAAAUGUUUCGUAUCUUGGAUUUAUAUGAGGCGGUUUCCGACCUUUGGCCCGAGAUUGAAUCAAUCUUCAGCUUCGAAUCCACCUCGACCGUCCGAUCGACCGCCGUUAACUCCUUAAUCAGGCUCAGCGAUGCCGUUAGAACGAUGUUAACGGACUUUGAAAUGGCAAUUCAAAAGCAUUCAUCCAAAACUACAGUUCCCGGCGGUGGAAUCCACCCUCUUACACGCUAUGUCAUGAACUACAUCUCUUUUCUCGCCGACUACAGCGGCGUUCUCUCCGACAUCAUCUCCGAUUGGCCGUUGCAGAUUUCAUCACCGUUACCAGAGUCUUACUUCGGAAGCCCCGACAAGGAGGAGAGCAUUUCCUCGCCGAUCUCAGUCCGGUUAGCUUGGCUUAUUCUCGUCAUGCUAUGCAAACUAGACGGUAAAGCCGAGAUGUACAAAGACGUGGCGCUUUCUUAUUUGUUCUUAGCAAACAAUCUCCAAUACGUCGUCAACAAAGUCCGACAAUCAAACCUGAAGCUCCUCCUCGGCGACAACUGGGUGACGAAGCACGAACAGAAAGUGAGGAAGUACGCGGCGAAUUAUGAGAGGAUGGGAUGGAGUAAAGUGUUUGCCGCUCUGCCGGAAAAUCCAACGGCGGAGAUUCCGGUUGAUCAAGUGAUAGAGCAUUUCAGAAACUUCAACUCCGCUUUCGAAGAAGCUUACAAGAAGCAAACUUCUUGGGUCGUAACCGACCCGAAACUCCGAGAUGAGAUAAAGCUCUCGUUGGCCAGACGGAUCGGCCCCAUCUACAAGGAGUUUUUCGAUAAGUACGGCGGAGUGCAGCUGAUGAAAGAAAUGUGGGCCGAAACACUUGUCAGAUAUACCCCUGAUGAUUUGGGAAAUUACUGCUCCGAUUUGUUCUUUCGGAGCGGAAGUUCAGGGAGUAUUUCGUCAAGUUCAAGCCAAGGUGGUGGUUACAGUCGUUGAACCGAUAUUCUUUUCUCCUUCUUUGUGGGAGCCUGGAAAGAAUCGCCGACAACGUGAGGAAAUUUAGGGUCUUUUUUCUAAAUAAAAAUUUUAUUUGUGGAUAAAUAUUAGUAAAGAAGCUUGCAUUAUCUGACUGACACGUGUAUAGAAUUAAGCCGUUAUGAUGAUAUAUGGCACCUAAGUAAAUCAGUUGCACAAUAUAAAAUUCUUUGCUUUAUUA
Molecule: messenger RNA, 2313 nt
Organism: Gossypium raimondii (Peruvian cotton)
Lineage: Eukaryota; Viridiplantae; Streptophyta; Magnoliopsida; Malvales; Malvaceae
Product: exocyst complex component EXO70H1
Exons: 1
Coding region: 261-2093 (610 amino acids)
Biological process (GO): exocytosis
Cellular component (GO): exocyst
Molecular function (GO): phosphatidylinositol-4,5-bisphosphate binding
Source: RefSeq, a predicted model, not a curated record